CUUGAACAAUAAUAUUGACUUGGUGAUUGAAUCGAAUGUACCUCAGGCUAAACAAAGAUACCCUUCAUCUUAAUCAAGCUUAAUCAAGAACAGAUCACUUGCCCUCAACGUUUAAUCGCUAGACACCACACCUUCCAACACAACCAUCUCCAGCCUUGCAGUCCUUGUAAAGGUAUUGCAGGCUAGUAUCUGACUUGUUAAACACGCCACUGUGAUGGAACCCGGAUACACCAUGGAGGACAUUGCACCUAUUGCCGUUCUAAUGGACGAGCUGCGCUCGGAAGACGUUCAACUACGCCUCAACGCCAUCCACAGCAUACCCACGAUUGCACUUGCUUUAGGGCCAGAUCGCGCCCGUGACGAGCUUGUUCCAUUCUUGCAAGAUUCCGUCGAUGAUGAGGAUGAAGUACUACUGGCUUUGGCCAAAGAGCUUGGAAGGAAUUUUGAGGAGUACAUUGGUGGAAAGCAAUUCGCUCAUGUGCUGCUAGGCCCCCUGGAGAAUUUAUCCGCAGUAGAAGAGACCCUGGUACGGGACAAGGCUGCAGAAUCUAUCGCCAAAAUAGCUGAAGUUCUAUCUACUCCGCAAAUCGAAGAGUUUUACAUUCCACUCCUGAAACGGCUCUCACAGGGCGAAUGGUUUACAUCGCGCACCUCUUCUGCUGCCCUGUAUCCUCCAGUUUACACCAAAGUAUCGUGGUCAAUCCAAGAGGAUCUCCGGAAGGGCUUCGCCGCUCUGGGUGCAGAUGAUACACCUAUGGUCAGACGUGCUGCAGCAAAGUGGCUCGGGCCAUUCGUUAAAAACCUGUCAAAGCAACAUGUCUUGUCGGAUGGGCUACCUAUUUACCGCAGACUCCAAUCCGAUGAUCAGGAUUCUGUGCGCUUACUCACAGUAGAAGAUCUUAUUGUUAUCGCGAAGCAACUUACGCCACCUGAGGUGAAGGAGCAGCUGUUGAAGCAAAUCAGACACAGUAUUGCUGAUAAGAGCUGGCGAGUGCGAUAUAUGGCCGCAACACAUUUCAAUGAGCUCGCAGAAGCCGUCGGCACAGAACUGGUCAGGGAGGAGUUAAUAGGACAAUAUGUGCAGCUUCUGAAAGAUAAUGAGGCAGAAGUACGCACAGCGGCUGCGGGCCAGAUCCCAGGGUUUUCGAAAUUGCUCGAGAAGGAAGUCAUCCUUGCACGCAUCGUGCCUUGCGUGCGUGACCUCUCGCACGACGCGUCUCAGCACGUGCGAGCCGCUCUUGCAAAUCAUAUCAGUGGCCUUGCACCGCUCUUGGGCAGAGAUGCUACUAUUGAGCAUCUCUUACCCUUGUUCCUUCAUCUAUUAAAGGACGAAUUUCCCGAAGUUCGACUCAACGUCAUCAGUAAGCUCGAGACUGUGAAUGGCGUCAUUGAUAUCGAACUCCUGUCUGAUAGUCUUCUCCCCGCCAUCAUUGAGCUUGCAGAGGAUAAGUCAUGGCGCGUCAGACAGGCUAUCAUAGAAUAUAUCCCCCUUCUCGCAACACAACUCGGCAAACCUUUCUUCGAUGAACAGCUCGGCAACUUGUGCAUGUCCUGGUUGGGUGACACGGUCUUCAGUAUACGCGAAUCUGCAACCAUCAACCUCAAGAAACUGACAGAAGUCUUCGGCGUCGAUUGGGCGAAGGUUCAGAUUGUCCCCAAGGUCAUGGGUAUGGGGCAACAUCCAAAUUACCUCUACAGGAUGACCACCGUGCAAGCGAUCACAACUAUCGCACCUUCCCUGAAUCUUGCAAUCGUUCAAGCUGAGAUUAUCGGGCCGCUCCUGCAGCUUGCUGAAGACCCCAUCCCGAACAUCCGCUUCAACGUCGCCAAGUCUCUAGAAAUUCUCGCCACUACAUAUGGAAAUACUACGGAGGGUCGCGACUUUGUCUGCCAAAGCAUUGCUCCGGUACUAGAGCGGCAGAAAACAGAUUCCGACGCAGACGUGCGUUACUUCGCCGCACGGGCCCUUCAAAAAGCGUCAGCGGAUAUGUUAGGUUGAUUAGGCGGUCUUUGCAGUCUGCACAUACCCCUUUCACCCCUUUGAGUCUUUUCUCGCACUCACGAACAUUUCAAGAGAAUAAAUAGUACCGUACCUUCUUUUGUGCUCAAUGAAUCAUGAACUGCAGACAAAACACUGCCUAUUAUGCUCCUCGUACCAACGCGCAGCGCAUCUGAUUACAUCGACGAAGACUUUCUUGGCAGAUCCUGUCGUUGGUCUGCCGCACACAACGCAUGCCCAGUCUUCCUUAAACUAUAUAGAAAUCGUAAUGCAUUUGGUAGUACCCGUAUGAUCGGGCUCGCGAUAUUCGUGCAUUGAUGUUGUGUCUUCGAGAAGCUUGCUCACGAUUCUACAGGUCAAGUGGUAUUG
Suillus subalutaceus is the source of this 2368-nucleotide messenger RNA. Its product is annotated as ARM repeat-containing protein. Gene Ontology annotation, biological process: protein dephosphorylation. NCBI's taxonomy places the organism in Eukaryota, Fungi, Basidiomycota, Agaricomycetes, Boletales, Suillaceae. Bases 215 to 1999 code for a protein of 594 amino acids. Gene Ontology annotation, molecular function: protein phosphatase regulator activity. The transcript is spliced from 10 exons. The record is from RefSeq and is a predicted model, not a curated record. Gene Ontology annotation, cellular component: protein phosphatase type 2A complex; cytoplasm.